AUGGACCUAGCGCAGGUUAUUUUUCUCACUUUUCCAGGUAUUUUGCCAGACAGAACCAAUAGGAUCGAAGACAUUUAUUUACGUUUUUAUAAUGGAAAUACGCUGAAUGAAUACGUGGAUUUGCCACUACAUCAAGUCACGCGCUUGUUUGAAAUAAAAGGUUUUGAUAAUGGUAACCCCACAGUUAUUUACAUUCACGGCUUCAUAGAAACAGCUCAGCAAGAAAGCGUGCAGGUCAUGGUCAACUCGUAUUUAGAAGCACGACCAGAUAUUAACGUGAUUCUAUUGGACUGGUCUAAUAUGUCUCAUGGGUCAUAUUUACUUAAUGCUGCCAGAAAUACAAAGAAGGUUGGAGUAGCAGUAGCAGCACAAUUGAAUAGGUUAAUCGAAACAGGACUGGUUUUAGAAAAGUUACAAAUCAUUGGACACUCCCUGGGUAGCCACGUUGCUGGUUAUUUGUCGAGGGAACUCAAAAACAAAUAUAACAAAACUGUUAAAAGAUUGACAGCAUUAGAUCCGGCAUUCCCAGCAUUCUAUCCUGACGGAGUAGUAAUGGAACACGUGACAGAUAAAGACGCGGAGUUCGUUGACGUUAUACACACUGAUGCUGGAGGGUACGGAGCCCCCGUCAGAACUGGAACAGCUGACUUCUGGCCAAAUGGAGGGAAAAGUGUCCAACCGGGAUGCCCUCGAUUCGCACCAAUACCCCUUUCAGACGACAAUUUAUGCAGCCAUUGGAGGUCGUGGCAGUUCUACGCUGAAUCCAUAAGAAAUCCGGAGGCCUUUGCAGCCUCGCCCGCUGACUCGUACCAUAAAUUCAGAGAAAACCCCUCCCCUGAAGUUGGUAUGGUGUAUAUGGGAGCUAACUGUGAUACUAGUGCUCAAGGUUCUUAUUAUCUGACUACAAACGCUGAAUCUCCGUUCGGGAAAGGUAUUGACGGAAUUUAUUCUAAGAAUAAAAAUUCAAAAGGUAAAAAAUUAUAA
Messenger RNA from Danaus chrysippus (African queen), 984 nucleotides. Lineage: Eukaryota; Metazoa; Arthropoda; Insecta; Lepidoptera; Nymphalidae. The record is from the annotation of a GenBank genome assembly.